Molecule: messenger RNA, 1671 nt
Organism: Amyelois transitella
Lineage: Eukaryota; Metazoa; Arthropoda; Insecta; Lepidoptera; Pyralidae
Product: SUN domain-containing protein 2
Exons: 4
Coding region: 713-1663 (316 amino acids)
Biological process (GO): nuclear envelope organization
Cellular component (GO): meiotic nuclear membrane microtubule tethering complex; nuclear envelope
Molecular function (GO): protein-membrane adaptor activity
Source: RefSeq, a predicted model, not a curated record
CUGAUCCAAAACAAAGCGCUUCAUUCAGCUUAUUAAUUUGUCACGAACACCGUAGAUAGACAACCGCAGAUGCUAAUAACUAAUUCUUAUUUAUAUAAUAAAUGUAUGUACUAUAUAUCUUUUGUGUUUAUUUAUCGUAAAUUGCAUGUAAGCUAUUAUAUACUGAUUUUCCAAAAACCUUGCCGAGAAAGUAGCGUAAAACUUAGCUGACUGUUGUGAGGUAUAUUGAUUACCUUUGUUAUAAUAUUAAUAAUAAGUAUUAUUCAUAGCAAAGGUGACAUCUUCCUGAGGAAAGUCACGAAUGUAUUACUGGGUACAACAAAUUAUUCAGGUUCAGGGCUUGUUUUAUAGAAACGAGAUCAGCCAUCAAAAUAGUACUGUUAGUUAUGCGAAAAGGUAGAGGAGUGAAUAAGCUAUCUUGAACAACAGGAACCUGACACUGUAUAACAAGAAGGUUAGUAGAGAGAGGAUUUAUGAAUAGGGGAUUUUAAGGUGUUUAUUCAUAAAAAUUAUAUUUUGCUUUGCACAUGACAGUAAAACAGUGAUUUUAUCUUAGGGUAUUUAGUUAUAAGAUUAAAUGCUCUUUGCCUGACAGGCAAUUUUUUUUGAUGUGAAACUGUCAUCUCUGAACAUUCAAGAGCAUUGCAAGUAGGCAGGCAUUUCUUGUAUUUAUCGCCAUAAAUCCGUCGUUAUAUUUUCUUAGAAGCUAAGAAUGCGUCGCUCCACUCCAUCUCGCCUCUGUGUACGCGAUCCUUUUGAACAAAAUGGGUUUAUCCGAAACCUUUUUUGCUCCUUCGUGUGUGUGACCCUGACCUUGAUCCUAGGGCUCCAAAUGUAUGCGUAUGUCUGGGGACCUGCCCAAGUCGCGCUGGAUGGAGAUUUGUCAGAUAUAAGUCACGUAGUUUUGCAACUUACGCAUGGACUAACAGAGGUGAAUCGCAAGCACGAGCGAUUACAGAACGAGAUGCAGCGCAUAUCGUCGUCGCUGCCGGCCAUGGCGGCGGCUGCGGACCGCGCGCGGGACGCGCUCGAGCCCGCUAUGCGGCGAAGCAGCGGCGCUCUUGGUACCGUCGAUUAUGACAGGCAGAUGACUGACUAUGCACUGGAGUCGGCUGGCGCCAAGAUUCUCGACACCGGCAACACAGUCGAACACGUCAUAAACGAGUCCCCGGUAACCUGGGUGCUUCAUCUGCUGACCUCCAUGAUGUGCAGCGAAUGCCUAGGCGCCAGGGCUAUUAUUAGGCCAGAGUCCUUGCCCGGAGAGUGCUGGGCUUUCAAGGGCUCUAGAGGAGAGGUAACCAUACGCUUGUUGGGCACUGUUCGCGUGACUGGCGUCAGUAUGGAACAUAUACCACGCCAGAUAGCGCCAACGAGGGAAAUAUCUUCAGCUCCACGGUUAUUCCAACUCGAGGGUCUAGAAUACAAAAGGGACCCGUAUCCUCAUGACUUAGGCACGUUCGAGUACGACCGAGAGGGCAAGCCAAUCCAGUACUUCGAAGUGAAGAACGCCAACGUCAAGGGGUUCAACGUGAUCAGGUUGCGUGUGCACUCCAAUUGGGGACACCCUGUGUACACCUGUGUGUAUAGGGUGCGUAUACACGGCGAACUUGCAGCGCGCUCUACGGCCAAUGAUGACUCUGAUUCACGUGUUGAAAACGAGUGAACGCUAAA